Messenger RNA from Pyricularia grisea, 2096 nucleotides. RefSeq lists its product as uncharacterized. The transcript has 2 exons. Bases 303 to 1907 code for a protein of 534 amino acids. NCBI's taxonomy places the organism in Eukaryota, Fungi, Ascomycota, Sordariomycetes, Magnaporthales, Pyriculariaceae. Gene Ontology annotation, cellular component: nucleus. The record is from RefSeq and is a predicted model, not a curated record. Gene Ontology annotation, molecular function: zinc ion binding.
CAACAACCAAGGGAUGAAAAAGUCAGCCACGCAUACCCCAAUUCAUCCAUAUUAAGCCACCCAGCACCUGUCUCCACAUUCAUUUUCCCCGUUGCAACAUUGAAUAGAGUCGUCCCACCCUUGUAUGACGGUUUGUAAAGCAAGCCAUUCACUUGAACCAUCGACUUUGUUAUUGGAGCAUUCCACUCCCUUUGCAACCAUUUCCGCGCUGCCCGCUCCGGAAACAAACAUUAGCCGGGUACCAAACAAAAAUAUCUUGGAAUACUGCCCAUAGAGGCCUUGCAUUACUGAAUAGUGUCGCAAUGAACGCAACAAAGCGGAAGUUCAACGCCCUCCUGCAGGGAAUCGGUGCAAGACCGUCCUCACCAUCUUCGACCGACACAAACACACGACCUGUCGCCCCUCCCUCUCCAUCUGUAUCCCGAACCUCGACAACCAUCAACAACGGCGUCUCCGACCCAGAUCAAAAUAUGCCAAUCUCAAGCUCCAACAAGAUUGAUCUCCUCAAGCGCCGUAGGGUGGGUGCUCCAGAUUCCUCCCCAACCGCAGACUGUACCUCGUCCUUGGGCAGAGCUCCUACAAUCACCGCACCAGGUCUGCCUACCGUUCUAUUGAGGAAGACGCCUGGCGGGAAAACCAACAUACGCAAUGGGCCAAUUGCUCAGGACAAAACCCCGCUCACCACCCCACGCUACUGCCCCGGGGAUCGGGACCAGCUCAUCAAGCGCCUGGCCACGUUCCAGGAGCUGACCGACUGGACGCCCAAACCCGACCGCGUCAACGAGGUUGAGUGGGCCAAGAAGGGCUGGGUCUGUAUGGGAAAGGAGCGCCUGCGCUGCACCCUCUGCAAUAAGGAGAUGGUCGUCAAGCUGAACCGUAAGGAGGUUGAGGGCAAGGAGGUUCCGGUUCUUGUUGCUUCUGAAAUUGAGGAUGCCCUGGUGGAGAAGUAUGCCGAGCUUAUGGUCACUGCCCAUCAAGAGGACUGUCUCUGGAGGGAACGUGGAUGCGAUGAUCAUCUCAUCCGAUUACCGCUUGCGAACCCUGCGGUUGCACUUGAAGCGCUUCGGAAGCGCUACGACGAGCUUUGCGCUCGCAAGGAUUUUCUACCCUACGAGUUUAAUCUACGACUGCCCGAGAAGCUUGACCUGGAUGCAAUCCUACAUAACCUACCUCCAACGUUCUUCAGCGACCCUCCACCACCGGCACCACAACCAGCUGCACCGAACCGGGCGGCUUUGGCCCUUGCCAUGAUAGGCUGGCAAGGACUCGAGAAUCCCAAGAUCGGCGCCGUUCCCAACUCAGCCUCUUGCCACACUUGUCUCCGCCGCUUGGGUCUCUGGAUGUUCAAGAGCAAGGAAGUCGAUCAGACCACUGGUGCUGUCCUCGUCCCCGCCAUGAUGGACCACCUGGACCCCCUGAGGGAGCAUCGCGACUUCUGCCCCUGGAAGAACGGUCACGCCCAGCGCAGCACGGGAGCCGGGACAUCGUCCAAGUCCAAGGCCGGACAGUCGCCUAGCCCAGCCGGCUGGGAGGUGAUGGUGCAAGUGAUCAAGAACGAUGCAUACCUCCGCAACAGGAGUACAAAUAGACUUUUUGGACAUAAAGGCUCCAAGAGUGUCGGUGGGCAGCCUGCAUCCACGGAAAAGACGCCUGCACAGCCUACCACGCCGGUGCGGCCGACCACGAGCGGCCACCAUGUUGCGGACUCCACUAGGGACAAUGAAGAUGAAGACGAGGACGAAGCGACGCGGGACGCAAAGGACAAGGAGCGCUGGGCGAGGCUGCGUCGCGUCAAAAGCUUGUUCGAUCCCAAGGGCAAAAACAAGCUCAAGCGCUCGCAGAGUAGGCCUGGUACCGGCCACGGUUCGACACCGAGGCCAGACACCACCAACGAACAAGCUGGUUAAGCUGACCAUUGCAAAGGAACAUUUCAUUUCUGUUUGAAUCUCGCGAUGCCGAUGUAUGAUUACGUAGCAGAUCAAAGUUGUUUUGUGACUGCUGGGUGGCGCACUGUUAAAAGCACAAAUAGUUACAAGUCGGAGACAGAAAAGCGUUUAUGAGCAUGACAAUAAUGGCUUUGAAUUUCCGAAUAUCUA